Molecule: messenger RNA, 1615 nt
Organism: Rhopilema esculentum
Lineage: Eukaryota; Metazoa; Cnidaria; Scyphozoa; Rhizostomeae; Rhizostomatidae
Product: platelet-activating factor acetylhydrolase IB subunit alpha2
Source: RefSeq, a predicted model, not a curated record
UUUUCUGAGAAGUGGGAACGAGGCUUUUGUAUUGAUUUCUUUUUCGUUCCAUUUUCGUAUUUAAAAAAUUUAAUUUAACAUUUAAAAGCAAAAAUGACCUCUUCAAUUGUUGGAAAGGCAGUGGAAGAUGCUCAAGGGGAUGGGCGCUGGAUGAGCAUGCACAACAGGUUUAUAUCUGAAGGGAGAAUGCUUAAUCCAAAAGUUGUAUUUCUUGGAGAUUCCAUUGUUUUUCAAAUGCAGGAUAAAGAGGCAUGGGAUCAAUACUUUAAACCAAUGAAUGCACUAAACUUUGGAAUUGGAGGCGAUACAGUUGAAAAUGUACUUUGGAGAUUAGAGCAUGGUGAACUUGAUUGUGUUAAUCCUCAGCUUUUUAUCAUACUUGUUGGUACAAACAAUCACCAUAGCACAGUCGAAGAGGUUGUUGAGGGGCUUGAGUUAAUUGCCUGGACAAUCCAAGAAAAAAAACCAGAAAGUAAAAUUCUUUUUCUUGGUCUUUUACCUCGAGGAGAAAAGCCAAACAAGCUUAGAGAUAAAAACAUGGAGGUUAAUACUGCGCUUGAAAGAAUGGUUCCAAAUGUGCCAAAUACUACCUUUCUGAAUGCAGAUCCAGGGUUUGUAACCUCAAGUGGCCAGAUAAAACCAAGUGAUAUGCGUGACUAUUUGCAUCUUACAAGACAUGCAAAUGGUAAAGUUUGUAACAUUAUCCACAAACACAUUACUAAAACCUUUGGCAUUGUAUAAUGGGAAUUCAAAAUCACAAAAUUGUAGCAAAAGCAAAUACAUAGUAGUUAGUUGAUACCCUAACCUUGAAAGAGACUUAAAGAGGUGGUUUCUUAACAGCUUAAAUCGUCUCUUAUAAGAGAUAUUGCAAGAAAUAUAAAAAGCAAAGGAAAUUUUAUAUUGAUUUGAUUUUAAAAUGAAAGCAUAAACUGAAUCAACACACCUCAUCACAUGACAAGGUAAAUUAGCUAAUGCAGUCAAACAGUCAGAGCAUAAAGCAUAAACUGAAUCAACACACCUCAUCACAUGACAAGGUAAAUUAGCUAAUGCAGUCAAACAGUCAGAGCAUAAAGCAUAAACUGAAUCAACACACCUCAUCACAUGACAAGGUAAAUUAGCUAAUGCAGUCAAACAGUCAGAGCAUAAAGCAUAAACUGAAUCAACACACCUCAUCACAUGACAAGGUAAAUUAGCUAAUGCAGUCAAACAGUCAGAGCAUAAAGCAUAAACUGAAUCAACACACCUCAUCACAUGACAAGGUAAAUUAGCUAAUGCAGUCAAACAGUCACCUUUUUGAAAUAGUACUAAAAUUCUACCACUUGUAGAUAUAUUCCCAUUAUUAUUUUCUCAAAGGAGAAAGUAGUUAAAGAUGAAAGCCUAAUAAAUGUACCUAUCAGGAUCCAAUGUUCUUAUGACCAAUUGCGAAUGAACCCUUUCCAUUUUGAAAUCCCUCUAUGAUUGAAUACUUUCACAAAUAUUACACUUUAUAUCGAAGGUUGCAUAUUGAAAAAAUGUUCUCCAAAUAAUUUUGAACAAAGAGACUAGGGAUUUUUAGGUUAAUGUAGAAAUUUAUUGUAUCAGUAGAUUAAUUAUUUUAUAAAUAUAUUUUAGUCAA